UUGUGUCUUCCUCCUUUUGGUUAUCUAAUCCGUUCUUCCGUUUCUUGUACUACCAAACGGCUUCAGGCAAUGGAGCCUUCAACGACAUCAUCAUCUACAUCUUCACCUGCAAAGCGACGCGCCCUCGCUCCAUUGGAUGCCAACGCGCUUGGUACACCAAAGAACUUGUUUAAGCCCACGCUGGGUCAUAGUCCUGUCAAGAUGGCUAUUGAGGGUAAGAAGAGGCUGCUCGAUAUCGAGGGUAGCGCGCCGGCAGCCAAGAAGGCGUGUCUGGGACGUGAUGAGGACGCGUCUGUGAGAAGUGCCAGUCCUGACGUGAGCUCCGUGUUCGACACGUCUGCCAACGAUGCAUCAUGGGCUACCACCACGAGCGAUCAUGAUACAGCUCCCGCACCUACAGAACAAACUACACAGCAACCUACAAUACUUACACGUCAGCAAAUAAGACAAGUACGCUUUGUCCCAGCUCACCUCGACCUACACGAAUCAUUCACUAACAUAACGAAACAGAGAGCAGAAACACUCCGUCUUCGCCUAUCGCUCGCCAACUACAAAGUCCGCACAGGCCAAACGACCGUGCCCCUCUCCGAACUUCAGCAACGACCGCUGCCCCGCGAAUCCCCGCGUGUCGUCCGCGUGCAGAGUCCCGUAUCUCCCGUUGCGCCUGCACCUGCGCCUGUCCAAGAGGAAGCGGAAGCGGUUGAGACGAGAAGUCGACGAGACUCUAUAGAUUCCCAGGCGACAGAGAUUGCACCUUCAGAAAACGGGGAGCAAAGCUGA
Fusarium venenatum is the source of this 780-nucleotide messenger RNA. NCBI's taxonomy places the organism in Eukaryota, Fungi, Ascomycota, Sordariomycetes, Hypocreales, Nectriaceae. The record is from RefSeq and is a predicted model, not a curated record.